AACCAAACCCACACCAAACCAAAACCCAACACACACCAACCCAGUUCACAACACUACCACCCAGUCUUAGCACCGACAAAUUCAUCUCCGGCCGCCAACUAGCUCCCUCCCACUUCAUAUCAGGGCCGUGCACGUGUUCCUGGAGUAUUUAAUUCAUAUGGAGGCGCCACUGCUUCCGGCAGUGAACGGCGAUGAAGUUCGAGACUAUGAGCCGGUGACUAGCUGGAAGGAUGCUCGGUCGGUGACGUGGAUAGAGACUAAGAAGCUGUGGAAAAUAGGGGGGCCCAUCGCCUUCACAAUCAUCUGCAACUUUGCGACCAACUCUGUUUCCAUCAUGUUCGUCGGACACCUCGGAAACCUUCAGCUCUCUGCCGUCUCAAUCUCUCUCUCUGUGAUCUCAACCUUCUCUUUCGGCUUCAUGCUCGGCAUGGGGAGUGCAUUAGAGACGCUUUGUGGUCAAGCAUUUGGUGCUGGAAGGGUUAACAUGCUUGGAGUGUACAUGCAAAGGUCAUGGAUCAUUCUAUUUAUCAGCUGUGUCAUCCUCACGCCAAUCUACGUUUUCACUGCCCCGAUUUUAAAGCUUAUUGGGCAGGACGAAGAAGUGGCUGAUCUUGCUGGAACCUUCACCGUAUAUGUCAUUCCUCAGUUAUUCUCACUUGCCAUCAUGUUCCCUUCCCAAAAGUUCCUUCAGGCACAAAGCAAGGUUGCUGUUCUUGCAUGGAUUGGUUUUCUGGCCCUUAUUAUACACAUUGGAUGGCUCUUUCUCUUCAUUUACGUGUUGGAUUGGGGCAUCUAUGGUGCAGCUAUAGCAUUUGAUAUCACAGGUUGGGAACUUGCGAUUUGUCAAGUUAUUUAUAUAAUCGGUUGGUGCAAUGAAGGGUGGAGUGGUUUUUCAUGGUUAGCUUUCAAAGACAUCUGGGCCUUUGUCAGGCUCUCGCUCGAAUCAGCUGUCAUGCUUUGCCUUGAGAUUUGGUAUAUGAUGAGUAUAAUUAUUCUUACUGGCCAUCUUAGCAAUGCUGUGAUUGCUAUUGAUUCACUUUCUAUCUGCAUGAAUCUCAAUGGAUAUGAAGGAAUGUUGUUCAUUGGAGUUAAUGCUGCUGUAAGUGUUCGAGUUUCCAAUGAACUUGGAUUGGGACGUCCAAGAGCAGCUAAAUUCGCUGUCUACGUGACAGUCCUUGAGUCUCUGGUCAUUGGGAUUGUUUGCAUGAUUGUCGUCUUGAUAACAAAAGACUACUUUUCUGUCAUCUUCACAAGCAACGUGGAAUUGCAACAAGCUGUUGCGAAGCUAGCAUUUCUUCUUGGAAUUACCAUGGUUCUUAAUAGUGUCCAACCCGUCAUUUCGGGUGUUGCUAUUGGAGGCGGAUGGCAAGGACUGGUGGCUUAUAUCAACUUGGGUUGUUAUUACAUUUUUGGCCUCCCACUUGGAUUCCUUCUUGGUUAUACAGCAAACUUGGGAGUUAAGGGAAUUUGGGGAGGCAUGAUAUGUGGAACUGCUCUUCAAACGUUGCUUCUCUUGAUAGUGCUUUAUAGAACCAACUGGAACAAGGAGGUUGAACAAUCUUCGGAGCGAAUGAAGAAGUGGGGUGGACAAAACGUUGAAGAUGAGAAGAUAGCUAACAACCGUAUAUGAACUUGAUCCUAAAAGAAAUUCACAUCACGUUUCUCCUCAGACAAGACAUCCUGAGUACCUAAAAUCUCCCUGCUUAUAUUGGCCUGAAUUUCUCUGGAAGUCAUGUUUUAGAGUUGUAGGGUUCUCUUCCAAUUUUUGUGUUGACACAAUUUUAAACCAGCAUGAUUUGUUCCCGGCAGGAGAUUUUACCUCCCUGUCAGUAGUACUGAAUUUACCUAUCAAUUUGAUUCAACUGGUUUGAUCUGA
Molecule: messenger RNA, 1876 nt
Organism: Prunus mume (Japanese apricot)
Lineage: Eukaryota; Viridiplantae; Streptophyta; Magnoliopsida; Rosales; Rosaceae
Product: protein DETOXIFICATION 35-like
Biological process (GO): xenobiotic detoxification by transmembrane export across the plasma membrane
Cellular component (GO): membrane
Molecular function (GO): antiporter activity; xenobiotic transmembrane transporter activity
Source: RefSeq, a predicted model, not a curated record